AUGUCGCAGGAUACAAUUGUUUCAUUUGAUGAAAACAUACUUCAAUUACCUUCAUGUUUAGCAAUUCAUACUCAACUUCGUCCCAGUUUAAAUCGUUUCGAAUUAAAAGAUUAUGUCGAUCACAUGCAAAAAUUAUGUCAAACAAAUCAAUCGCAUAUAUGUGGAAUUAUAAGAAAAACUCAAUCAGAAACAAUUGUUUUAGCAUUAGCAUUUUAUCGAAUACAUCCAACAACAUAUGAUACAAUACGUUUUGAAGUUCAUGAUUUAGUUGUUGAUGAAAAAGAACGAAAUCAUGGUUUAGGUACACAACUUUUUCAAUAUUUAAUUAAACAAUCGAAAGAAUGUGGAGCACCGUCAUUAGUUUUACAAUGUGAUUUAACAAAUACAAAAGCACAUGGGUUCUUUUUUCGACAUAAUUUAGCAAUAAGUUCAUUUGGAUUUGCUGUAAAAACGAUGAAUUUAUUAGAAAAUCCUAGUCAUAUAAAAGUUAUGGAUAUAACAGAUUCAUCCGAUAAUAAACAAUUAUUAAUUCAAGCUCAAGAUGUUUUUCUACAACUUCGACCAAAUUUAUCUAGUGAUCAAAAUACAUAUAUUGGUCAAAUUCAUCAUAUUUGUCAAACUGGUCCAGCUCGUAUAAUAGUUGCAAUAAGUAAUGAUGAAAAAAAAGAUAUAUUAGGUUUAGCUGUUUAUCGUAUAUCAAAUAAUAUCAAAUAUUCUAAACAUAUCUAUUGUGAUGAUUUAAUAACGGAUGAAAAUAAACGAAGUUUAGGUGUUGGCCAAUCUCUUAUUAAUUUUAUGAAAAAUGAAGCAACAAAAUUAGGAUUAAGUCUUAUAGCAUUGGAUAGUGGUUGUCAACGUGGACGAGCACAUAAAUUUUAUCAUCGUCAAGGCUUUCAUAUUGAUCAAUUUGAAUUUACACUAUUUUAUUAA
Messenger RNA from Adineta steineri, 930 nucleotides. The record is from the annotation of a GenBank genome assembly. NCBI's taxonomy places the organism in Eukaryota, Metazoa, Rotifera, Eurotatoria, Adinetida, Adinetidae.